GACUCAGCCGGCAUGUUGGGUGUUGUUGGAGGUUUCCUGACCUCCCGGACGGUGCUGACAGAAGCAGGACGAUGCACAGGGAGAACGGUUAUAAACAGGGAAACAGAGAUUAGAGCAGGAUGAGUAUCAGACAUGUUAUCUGGGGACCAAGUACCUGAGGAUGGGACGGAAGAGCAGAGCAAACCAACUAAAGGUAGUGCGUCUUUAAAAUCAGUGGAGGAAACCCUUCCAGCACGGGACCCUGUGAGCAGAGGAAACACCACCCCCCCUGACCUCAUCAGCACCCAGCCUCAGCCCGCUGCAGCCCGAGGAGCCGAGGCCUCACAGGAGGGGGCGGGGCUUAAGAGGCCUCAGUGUGACCUCCAGAAGCCCACCUGCCCACGAUGUGGCCUCACAGCCCCGGACCACCAGCUGCCCCGCUCCUCCACAGACCCCCGGCGGCCCCCCCCCCUCCCUGCUGCAGGGCCUGUCGGUGCACAGCGGGGGCAGCAGGAGGAGCGGGGGGGCAGGAUCACAUCCCCCCACUGCUACUCCUGCUGCCACAGACUCCUGUUUUGCUCAGUGCUGAUCCUGGGUCUGUUGGAAGCCUGCUCCUCCUGCCUGCACACCUUCUGCGCCUCCUGCUGCCAUGCCUGCGCCCGCUGCUGCUCGGCCAUCCAGGAGGCGCCGGUGGAGGAGCUGAACUGCCACGCCCACUGCCACUCGGUGAUGUUCGAGUCCUGCUGCGAGCCCACCGAGUUGCUCGAGUUCUGUCUGGAGUGCUGCGACAUCUGCCAUCGCAGCUAGGACGCCUGAGGACUUGCAUAUAAGACAUUAAAGCCAAUGUGGGAUUUCUCACUGCAACGAGAAUUCAAUGGAGCCCUAAAAAAACACAAUCACCAAUUUAUCUACUAAUUGCUCUUACACCAAAU
This is a messenger RNA of Gymnodraco acuticeps, 911 nucleotides long. RefSeq lists its product as uncharacterized. NCBI's taxonomy places the organism in Eukaryota, Metazoa, Chordata, Actinopteri, Perciformes, Bathydraconidae. The record is from RefSeq and is a predicted model, not a curated record. Bases 133 to 786 code for a protein of 217 amino acids. The transcript has 5 exons.